Molecule: messenger RNA, 3711 nt
Organism: Rhinocladiella mackenziei CBS 650.93
Lineage: Eukaryota; Fungi; Ascomycota; Eurotiomycetes; Chaetothyriales; Herpotrichiellaceae
Exons: 1
Coding region: 1-3711 (1236 amino acids)
Biological process (GO): ubiquitin-dependent protein catabolic process; protein polyubiquitination
Molecular function (GO): protein binding; ubiquitin protein ligase activity
Source: RefSeq, a predicted model, not a curated record
AUGUACCAAUCAUUUACAGGAAGUUCGCGCAAGACACGACAGGUCAAUCUCUCUGGCCGAAAUACUUCAAACCCAUGGGCUGCGCUGUCAAGACCGGGACUGGGCAAUCCCUCAGGUUCCCCCAACCCAGUCGCUCAAGCUCAGGCAGAUCGGGUGAAAAGACAAAAUGAAAGAGAAAGACUAAAUGCUACGAAACGGAUACAGAAAUUAUGGCGGGGUCAUUCAAGUCGAAGAAAGCAGAAAUCACACUGGAGACAUAUCUGGGAUGAGAAUGAGCAGAAGAGAUUAGGAUCAUCAGCGCAACUUGAUUAUGGGACCUUCCUCGAUACAGAUGGCGAGGUCCCUGAUUAUGAAGACUCGACGGAAUUACUCAAGCAGAUACGACUGCUAAUUCAGUUCCAAGAGUUCAGGCAACACAAGGUGAGAGAUAAGACAGAUACCCUCAGACUGGUCUAUCUCGGAGAGGCACUUCAACACACUAUUUCAGGACUAUCACAACUCGAUCUCGAUGACGUCUGGAGAAGAAGCUUUUCGACACUUGGCUUAAUAGCCGCACGGCAUCUGAGGAGUGCAGUCAACUGUGACUCAACACUGGCGAUGAAUGGGUAUGGACCUCGAUUGUUAAAGAUGAUCGCUUUGCUCUGCAGAAUAGUGCCAGAUGAGAUGGCUAGAUGUUCUUCAUCAUACUUCGACGUCAUAGUGUUAGUGAUGCAAACACAAAAGGACGAACCUUGGCAGCAGUGCACGAAGCAAGCGAUAAUUGCUCUACUGACGUCGUCUCAGACCCAAAGCUUACCAGCGUACGCCUCCUUCGCAGUCAAGGUCUUAGGUCAAGACUCCUUCUCGAGAAAUUUAGAAACUUUGAAGGAGAUUGCGACAGCUUUAGAUUUGGACGAACUCUCGACGGCGAUCACGAAGGAAAUCGAGGAUGUGGACGGCGACCAAAAGCAAGCCUUAAAGACGACCCAACUCAUGUGGCAGAUGGCUCAUCUCAUUUAUAUGCAUGAUUCUCUGCAGAAGGGCUAUGCUGGACAGAACUCAUACAUCGAAGCGAUAUCCGCACUUUUGGGACAGUGCGCAAAUGAGAUCGCAGAAAGGUUCGAUCAAGUCGAUCAACCAAUGUUCGGCGACGGCAACAACGCUAUCGAGCCCUUACCAGCAUUUGCACGGGAGAUGGUCUCGAGAAUACCCCAGCAAGACAAUGUUCGAGAAGUGUUGCAGGAAAUGGAUAGACCCAUGGCUUCACUCGCAAAUUACGAAAGAUCGGAAUUCAAUUCUGCGAAGCGGCUGGCAAAUUUUGCAGUUGCCUUGUUGAGAGCAUUUCCGUCCAAAGCGCAGAACGUCCGAAUGUUUCUGUAUCAAGGCUCGGUCCGAUCAAUGGAAGACACAGACGUGUCAACGAUCCAGUACUUCUGGAGCACAGCACGGACGACGAAUGUUUUCAAGAAAGCUAUUCAGAAUCAUCGGAAUGUGCUGUCUCUAUUAAGAGAAGCGUCUCCAGAAACAAACCAGAUCGGUCAGGCUCCCAUCUCCAAGGCUGAGAUUGCGCUUUGGCGAGAUGAAUGGCGGAUCAUUCUGCUCUUCUUAGAGCUUUACACCUUUGUCUUGAAGUUCAUGGAUGAUGAUGACUUCUUCGCUCUGGACAGGUCACAUGCUUUCGGCUCGGGCCCUGUUGCUACGAGCUUGAUAUCACGCAAGGGAGCACUCCCUCUGGAGGAUGUGGCGCUGAUGACCACCUUCCUCAAGAACCUAGCGUUCACCUUGUACUGGCAUGCAGCGGAUCUGGUCGAGAGCAACGAAGCUGAGGAAGAGACUGAUAUAUUGGCUCUGUUUGGAAAUCCUACUCAUUCAACCACCAAAUCAACAGAAAAGAAACAGCAGACAUUGACUGGGAAUGGUGUUUCUCAAAGCUAUUUGAAAGGCCUGGUCACAGGUCUGCUAAGAAUGCUGCACGAAAGAGACUCGAGGCGUUCUUUCGUCCCUGCCAAUCAUUGGCUGAUGACGGACCAAGUCAAUAUGACUGGCUUCAUCCCCGCUGUGGUGGCCGAGGAGGAGAAGAGACAUGAGCUUGCGGACGAGGAGGACAGAGACGAAGAGGAAGAAGAUUUCGAUAAAACCACCGAGAUGGCUGUGCCGAUUGGCUCGGGAGCGUCAGAAGCUCUGCUGAGCAGUAUGUUUGGUAUUCGCCCAUCACAUACACCCCGAUCAAGAGCUUCACGACAAGCAGAGCGAAUAGAACGCCAACGACUGCAGGCCAGAAAGAAAAGACAGCUCGAGUCCCUGGCACCUCGCCUCGAAAUCCUCCGAAAUUUACCAUUCUUCAUACCUUUUGAAACUAGAGUCCAAAUCUUCCGCGAGUUUGUCUACCGUGACCAAAUCAGAAGACGUGACGGAGCCGUCGACCCUGAUACUUGGCGAAUGUUCAUCGCUACCAACACACCAGGACACGGUCCUGACGGCCGACCCAGAGCACUUGAUAUUAUAAGCCGGCAUCAUGCUGAAAUUCAUCGAGAAAGCGUGUUUGAAGAUGCAUACGAAGCUUUCUACCCUCUUGGAGAAGGACUCAAAGAGCCGAUUCAAAUCACUUUCAUCGAUAAAUUCGGGGCUCCAGAAGCUGGCAUCGACGGCGGUGGUGUUACCAAAGAAUUUUUGAUGAGUGUGACCAGUGAAGCCUUUGAUCCUAACGCCGGUAUGAACAUGUUCAAGGAGAAUGCUCAGCGAUAUCUCUACCCCAAUCCUCUGAUCUAUCAAGAGACAGCAGAAUACUUCAAACGUGCAGGCAGAAAGCCACACACUGAGAAUUUCGAUUCCCCUAUGGCUGAAUUUCUUCGACGUUUCCAAUUUCUUGGCCGCGUCGUUGGAAAGUGUUUGUACGAAGGGAUUCUGAUUGAUGUCAACUUUGCUGGGUUCUUUCUGCUGAAAUGGGCAUUGACUGGUGGUACCACUGUUGGGUCGAAUGAGUCUGCAUAUCGUGCGACCAUCAACGACGUCAGAGAAUACGAUGAGGAACUAUACCACGGUCUCUUGAAGCUCAAGAACUACCCUGGCGAUGUUGAGGCAGACUUCUCACUCGAUUUCACCGUCACAGACACGCUUACUGUGGGGAAUGAGAACGGAAAAGAGGUCACUCACACCGUCACCACAGAACUAAUGCCAAACGGCUCCAAUAUCCCAGUCACAAACACCAAUCGACUAUUGUACAUUGAUCGCGUUGUGAGAUACAAACUGCAACAGCAGCCCAAAGCUGUCACCGACGCUUUCCUUAAGGGCCUGGGACAGAUUAUCCAGCCCAUGUGGCUUGCCAUGUUCAAUCAGAAAGAGCUACAGAAACUCGUUGGUGGGGAUAAUUCUGAGUUGGAUAUUGCUGAUCUGCGCCGAAACACACAAUACGGUGGAUUGUACACGAUUGGUGAUGACGGCCUUGAACAUCCAACAAUCCAAUUGUUUUGGAAAGCUCUUCAAGACAUGGAUGACGAAGAUAGGAGAAAGGUUCUCAAAUUUGUCACCAGUACUCCCAGAGCACCUCUGCUUGGCUUCAGCCAUUUGAACCCGAAAUUCAGUAUUCGUGAUUCAAGUGAAGAUCAAGAGCGUCUACCAAGCACCAGCACAUGUGUGAAUCUCCUCAAGUUGCCGAGAUAUGGAGACAUCAAGACAUUGAAGGAGAAACUCUUGUAUGCGGUCAAUUCAGGAGCAGGAUUCGACUUGUCAUGA